This is a messenger RNA of Trematomus bernacchii (emerald rockcod), 3223 nucleotides long. RefSeq names its product leukemia inhibitory factor receptor-like. Gene Ontology annotation, cellular component: membrane. Bases 226 to 2976 code for a protein of 916 amino acids. Lineage: Eukaryota; Metazoa; Chordata; Actinopteri; Perciformes; Nototheniidae. Gene Ontology annotation, molecular function: cytokine receptor activity; protein binding. The transcript has 18 exons. The record is from RefSeq and is a predicted model, not a curated record.
UGCAUCAAAGUGUGCAAGGAUCUCACAACCCUAAUGACCUAAAACAGCAAAUGGAUUUCCAAAGAAUGCGUCAUUGGCUGCUUGUAAAUGGAGUGUUUCUUCAGGGAGUAACUUGAUACUUUCUUCUGUUGGAUUCAUAGCAUCUCAAGCCUUUAGACUGAAUGCGUACUUGUACCAUCCAUAACAAUCAGUCUGACUUCUUCAUGUAUUAGCUGUGUGAAGUGGAUGUUUUUGAGAUCUUUUUUUAUAGUGAAAGCACAUUUUCCAAGAGGACUGACAAACUGGAUUGUGAUGAUCAUUUGGAUUGUAUUGCUUUCACUGUUCUGCAAGAGCACACAAGAUGAAAAAAGCCAAGAAAAUGGUUUCCUUUACUGUGGCCCUCAGAAUGUGACCCUUCAGCACUCUGGUCGGAUGCUCCUGUUAUCAUGGGAAGACCAGCCUUCAUGCUCUGCAGUACAGGAUGUGCUCAUCUAUCAACUAGUGGUUCUCAGAACAGGCCAACAAGUCCAUUAUUUUGGUUUUAAGGAUGAAGUUUCUGUGACAUCUGACCAGAUAGAAUCGACCCACUACUGGAACUGGACUUCCUCUUUGGCCUUGGAGUGUGCUUCCCAUUCAGUCAGGCUCAGGUCCCAGACAAGCCCUUGGAAAGAGCAGACAAUUCCUGGGAAGCAAACCUCAGAAGGGCCAGAGGUUUUUCCAAAGGACGAAUGGUUCAAGGUUGGCAGUACAGUCACUUUCUGCUGCAUUCUGCCUUCAAGGGAAGCCUUCAGCACAAUGUAUCUGACUGGCUAUGAUGGAGCACCAGUGAACACUACCAGCUAUCAGACAUAUGCCCUGACCGUCUAUCUGAAUCAAGUGUCAGAAAACAGCUGUACCAAUGUAAUAUGUAAAACAAAAACAAACAAGGAGAAUGGUGCCUGUGUUUAUAUUGGCUACCCACCUCGUUACAGAGACCUUCAGUGUGAAACCCGAGAUCUGGAAUCAGUUGAAUGUCAGUGGACAGUAGGAGGAGGAAAAGGCUGGCCCUUUAAAAAGCCAAAAGAUCCUCAGCUGCUGGGAAGGCCAUGCCCAAUGACGUCUGAGGGCAGAUGCUCUCAAAAGGUGGAGAAAGUAGGUGUUGGUGAAAGAAACUGGAGAUUGACAGCACAAAAUGAGUUUGGGAAGGCUGAGCUUUCAGACGCUGCAGACCUAUCCAAGAGAGUGCAUAUGUUUGCUCCUAAUGGAGUGAAAGCUUUGACUGUGAAUGCCAGAAGUGUCAUUCUGCAGUGGGAUUGGACAGUGCAACAGUACAACAUUCUCAAUAUUACUUGCCAAGUACACAUGAGCUGUGGUGAAAUUACCAUUAUUGAAAACUUUGGAGUUGGUCUUAAUCGUACAGUUUUGAAUGACUUGAUACCAAAUUGGACGUAUAAUGUGACUGUAAGAUGUGGAACAGCACAAUAUUUCUGGAAAUGGAGUGACUGGAGCAAGAAAGUCCUCUUUCAAACCGAUGGUGAUGUUCCAGAUGCUCUUGAUGUGUGGAUGCAGAUGGAGGGCAACCAAAUAAAAAUUAUCUGGAAAGCCAAAAGACAUGGACUCAUCAAAGGCUAUGAAGUGAUCUGGAGAAAGACCACAGAGAAACAACAACACCAUAUAACCAACUUGGCUUUCAACAAACAAAGUUUUUCCCUCAGUCUGAACAGUACUAAAGAAUAUAUCGUCACAGUUACAGCUAGGAAUAUAAAGGGCAGCUCAACUCCAUCCACCAUCACCAUUCCCAGCCUCAAUCCAGCUGGACACAGAGUGAACACUUCUCGGAUCAUUGGCAGUAACGGGGGCUUCGUCCUGUCCUGGUCUGCCAGUCCUGCCGCCAGCUGUGGGUACAUAGUGGACUGGUGCCCUACGUCAGGGCCUUGCACUGUGGACUGGCUGAGAGUGCCUCCCAAUAAGACCAAUGCCAAAGUAUUUUCAAAAAACUUCACCGACGGACAAAGAUUCUCAUUUUCCGUGUACGCCUGCACCCAGGGAGCUCCACUGCUACUGGACAAAAGAGAGGGCUAUUUCACAGAGAAAAGUAUAAAAGAAGGCCUGUUUAAGUCAUUGAAGGGGAAACAGCAGGAUUCCGAUUUCGAAGUAUCCUGGGACCCUAUAUCUCUAAAAGAGCAGACUGCUUUCAUACAAGGAUAUGUCCUGUAUUGUUUGGACAACAGCAAUACAGUCAUCAAAUUCAGCACAGACGAUCCUGACGCCACCAGACUGAGAGCAAGAAACCUUAAAAUGGGUUUCUACAAUUUCACAAUGAAGGCACAGACGUCAGUUGGAGAAUGUGGCGCUGCAUUCAUUACUGCCACCAUGAACUCACCGACUGAAAACUUAAUAGGCGCAGUCCUUAUUCCCCUCGUCACUGUUUUUGGUCUCCUUUCCCUCACAACUAUGCUUUGCUUCAGACACUGGACAUGUAUUAAACAGAAGGUCUAUCCUCCAAUCCCAAAGCCGGUGUUGACAUCAGUGGGUGAACAUGGAUGUCAUCUCCUUUACAUGGAUCAGUGUCAUCACAGUGACGUAGAUAUUGUGGAUGUUCUGGAGCUAGUGUGUAGUGAAGAAACACCAAUUAACGGUUCUGUCCGCCAGGAGAACAUAUUAUUUGUUGUUUCCCAAACUCCAAAGGGUUACUACAACCAGCCGCAGAAAAAGUGCCCCCCAGAUCCCCUGACCGCAACAACUACAGAACUCCCAUCUUUGAAAGGAUUACCAUCUUCUCCAUUUGGAAGUGUAUUUUCUAACCCAUCCUACAACCUGAUAAUGAAGCCUGGUGAUCAGCAGUCCAGGUCAUUUCCUGAGCUUCAGGAAGGAAACAGUUUAGACAGAAGCAUCGAUGGAUACCAGCCUCAGGGUCUCACAGAAACCUUCAAUAUAAACCCGACAGAAGAGGAUCCGGGGAGUCCUAUGUCCUGUGUAUUUACUUAUGUUGUGUUACCACAGUCACUUUCAAAAUAGCUGGUUCAUGCGCAGCCUUUAUAAGUUGCAAAACAGAAAAACAUAUAUAUAGUGAAACACUUUGUGACAGAGACAUUGUCACUAUUUGCGUAUGACACAUGGUAAAAGGCACACUCAGUACAACACAUUCAAACACACAGUCAUUGUGGCGAGUGCAUGCACUACAAUUACUUGACCAACACACUCUCACUCCAUAAACGUCCAGGAGCGACGCUUGGUCAGGGUCCCGAGGCGUGCAGUUGGGACG